Messenger RNA from Etheostoma spectabile (orangethroat darter), 1146 nucleotides. Its product is annotated as ras-related protein Rab-8A. Gene Ontology annotation, molecular function: GTP binding; GTPase activity. The coding region runs from base 121 to 741 and encodes 206 amino acids. The transcript is spliced from 8 exons. NCBI's taxonomy places the organism in Eukaryota, Metazoa, Chordata, Actinopteri, Perciformes, Percidae. The record is from RefSeq and is a predicted model, not a curated record.
UCCGGAGCCACGACGACAGAGAAGACUGACAGUUGAUUUGACCAAAAGUCUGCUCACAAGCAGUGACGUCUCUGUCUCUACAACGGGCGGGAUAUCCGCAUUAGUGAGCUAGCUAAUAACAUGGCGAAGACUUACGAUUACUUGUUUAAACUACUUUUAAUCGGUGAUUCAGGCGUCGGAAAGACCUGUGUGCUAUUCAGAUUCUCAGAAGAUGCCUUCAACUCAACGUUUAUCUCCACUAUAGGUAUUGAUUUCAAGAUCAGAACAAUAGAAUUAGAUGGAAAGAAGAUCAAGCUACAGAUAUGGGACACGGCAGGACAGGAGAGGUUCAGGACCAUCACGACAGCCUACUACAGAGGAGCCAUGGGCAUCAUGUUAGUCUACGACAUUACCAAUGAGAAGUCCUUUGACAACAUCAAGAACUGGAUACGGAAUAUAGAAGAGCAUGCCUCAGCAGAUGUGGAAAGGAUGGUCCUUGGGAACAAAUGUGAUGUCAAUGACAAGCGACAGGUGUCCAAAGAAAGAGGAGAGAAGCUGGCGCUGGAGUAUGGUAUCAAGUUCAUGGAGACCAGUGCAAAGGCGAACAUAAACGUUGAGAAUGCCUUUUUAACCCUCGCCAGAGACAUCAAAGCAAAAAUGGACAAGAAGCUGGAGGGCAACAACCCGCAGGGCAGCAGUCAAGGAGUAAAGAUUACAGAACAACCCAAGAAGAGCAGUUUCUUCCGCUGCACGCUCCUGUGAGGAGAUGGGAGUGUCGGCAUCCACCAUCGCCUUAACUGUGUCCCCCACUGGACAGAACUGGACAGAGCACACUCGCAUCUCUUUUAUUUUUCUUUACCUGUCUUCCUCCUUCUUUCUCUCUGUAAGGAAAAACAGAAGUUUGUUUUCGCUCUCUUGGUUCCCUCGUCAGCUGUGAAUCUAAAUACUGUGGCCUCUGUUAGAUGCUAAGUCUGGUUCUUUUUUUUCCAGUUGCUUAUAAGAUUGACGGCGCCAACUGAUUCCUUAGAUUUUAUUGACUUUUAAAGACGGCCUCCUCCUAACCUGUGAAACUAGAAACAAUCAAACCUUGACUUCUCACAAUGAUGUCUGAUUCCAUGAUAGUUUUUUUUUUUUUCCUCACCUCGUCAGUGUCACUUGAUGUCAUAU